Molecule: messenger RNA, 1630 nt
Organism: Brassica oleracea var. oleracea
Lineage: Eukaryota; Viridiplantae; Streptophyta; Magnoliopsida; Brassicales; Brassicaceae
Product: glycine-rich cell wall structural protein
Exons: 1
Coding region: 440-1447 (335 amino acids)
Biological process (GO): positive regulation of DNA-templated transcription
Cellular component (GO): nucleus
Molecular function (GO): DNA-binding transcription factor activity; transcription cis-regulatory region binding
Source: RefSeq, a predicted model, not a curated record
CAUCACUCGCUCUCUUCAUCGCAUCAUCCUCUUUCGACCAUCUUUACUCUCUUUUUUUUCCAGUUUUCUCAACAAUAUUAAAACCUGUUGUAUCUUUUUUUUUCAAAUACUCAUGUUAAGAAAGACAAGAUCUUGAUGUUCAGACAUUAAUGUCUCCAGUGAUUAGCGAAGCACUUAGAUCUGGCUUAACUAUAGAUUCAUCUCUUAGACGCAGGACCCAUCUUGUUCAAUCUUUCUCCGUCGUUUUUCUUUACUGGUUCUAUGUUUUCUCAGAAAUCAUCUCUCCUUUAGCCAUAACAUAUAGCCUAUAAACUAUAUAUUAUAUCACCUUUCCAGAUAGUUUUUGUUUAACCUUAAUCUAUCAGGGUCCUGCGUCUUUUCAGUUGAACUAGUGUUUUUUUCGUGUCUUUUUUUAUUUUAUUUUAAUUUGGGUUGUUUGAUGAUGAAUAAACCGGAGAUGAGAUCGUGUAUGACCUGUAACUGGUCGCCGGUUUUAACGACCAGUUUACCAAACUCCGGUUCGGAGUCCGAUCUCGUGCAACGUGAUCUGAUCAACGAGCGGAAGAGGAAGAGGCUGGAGUCCAACAGAGAGUCGGCAAGGAGGUCGAGGAUGAGGAAGCGGGAGCAUCUGGUGGGUCUAACCACUCAGCUCGAGCAGCUGCGCAAGGAUAACCGCAAGGCCACCAUCGCGAUCGAUGUCACGACGGAGCACUACGACAAGAUGGAGGCGGAGAACUCCGUUAUGAGAGCUCAGGUGACCGAGCUAAACCAUCGCCUGAAUUCCCUCAACCAGAUCAUCGCUUUUCCAGAGUCUUACUCCUCCGCCGCCGGAGAGUUUGGGAUGGUGACGGGCCACUCCGCCGCCGGAGGGUUUGGAAUGGAGACGGGUCACUCCGCCGCUGAAGGUUUUGGGAUGGAGGCUGCUCCCUCCGCCGCCGGAGGGUUUGGGAUGGAGACGGGUCAGUCCGCCACCGGAGGUUUUGGGGUGCCGUCAGCUCCCUCCGCCGCCGGAGGAUUUGAGAUGGAGACGGGUGAUUACGCCGCCGGAGGAUUUGGGAUGGCGACAGCUCCCUCCGCCGCCGGAGUAUUUGGAAUGGCGACUGCUCCCUCCGCCGCCGGAGGAUUUGAGAUGGACACCGCCGCUGGAGGAUUUGGGGUGGCGACAGUUCCCUCCGCCGCCGGAGUAUUUGGAAUGGAGAAUGCUCCCUCCGCCGCCGCCGGAGGAUUUGAGAUGGAGACUUGUCAGGGAGGAGGAGUAACCGAUUACGUCGAUGACUGGAGUAGCGGAGGAGGAGGUGGAUUUUACGACGAUGGCUGGAGCAGCGGAGGAGGAGGUGGAUUUUACGACGGAGGAGAGAUGGACCCUUUCGAUCUAGGGUUUUAUGACGAACCACCAAACAUGGCUUCUGCUUCUGCUGGCGUUGGUGAUGUUCUCAACUUUUGGUAACUCAAUGUCACAAUCACCAUCAUCUAGAGAGAGACGAAUAUGACUGACAUCAGGGGGUAAACUUGUAAUAAUCUUAUUAUAGAUGAUGUGAUGCUGGGUGUUUAGAUUAUAAGAUAAAGUUAACUAAGGCUUAAUCAGUGUUGUAAUGGACAUAAAUGUGUAGUAUGAAGAUGGUGAUGUGAU